AUGGAGGCGCUGCGCACUUUCCUUCUCGCCGAGGAGAGGCCUGACCGCGACCCCACCCUCGCCAUGAAAGUGGGCGGGCACGUGUUGGUGCCCACGAGGUUCAACAAGCCGAGCCACUGCGACCACUGCGGCCUCAUGAUUUGGGGCCUCAUCGGGAAGCAGGGACUCAGCUGCACCGAGUGCCGCUACAAGUGUCACUACGAGUGCGAGGAGAAGACCACCAAGCUCUGCAAGGAGACCACCGCACACCCGCCCGUCCCCGGCCUCGCCGCUCCCGGAGUGCACGAGUUCGCUUCGAUCGAUCUGUACGCCAAGGGGCUGCUGCUGGGGGACAUCCUCUACUGCAACGUGUGCCGGCGCAGCAUCCUCAACGCCCUCGGCGGCCUCCAGUGCGUGGACAAGGCCGACGUAAACUGCGUGAUUCCGUUCCUCCCACAAACCGCCGAUAAGGCUGACGAGAACGACGACCUUCCUGAGACGGUGCCCCUGCCGAGUGAAUUCCUGCAGGACCAGCAGAAAUCGAUCCCGGCACCAUCCGCGAAGCCCGCCGACGACGACGAAGAAGAAGAGGAGCAAGAGGCACGUGAUGGCAAUGGCGAAAAAGAAAAGGAAAAGGAAAAAGAAAUAGAAAAGAAGAAGAGCCGGUCGGCCAGGCGUCGGGACUCGAAGCGGAAGACGAAGGCCAAGCACGAGCGACUCGGGCGGCCGAUCGACACCGGGGUCGAGGAGUGGGAGCGGAGCCCGAAGGCCGGUCCCACGGUCCUCGCAACGUGGCCCCACCACUGGGUGGAGGGCAAUCUGCCCUCGAGCGCCCUCUGCAUGUUCUGCGCCGAAUCCAUCACCUCAGGCAGCAAGAUGUCGGGCUAUCGGUGCUAUUGGUGCGGCGGCAUGGUGCAUUCGGAGUGUCGCCGGCUGAGCACCGUCUGCACGUUCGGCAAGCGCGCGGACAUCAUCCUUCCACCCUUCUGCAUUUCUCCAUACCAAGAUUCCGCUCGCCCUCACAUCGCUUGGAAGAUUCACCCGGAAAAGCUGCCGGCGGUGUGCCAGCGUCCCCUGUUGGUGUUUAUCAACCCGCGGUCCGGCGGGCAGCAGGGAGAGCUCAUCAUCCGGGGCCUCAAGUCCCUCAUCAACCCCCUCCAGAUAUUCGAUCUCCGCAACGGCGGACCCAAGCCCGGGCUAGAGACGUUCGGGGCGCUGGUGGAGGCCGGACGCGACUUUGCGAUCCUGGGGUGCGGAGGCGACGGCACCAUCGGCUGGAUCUGCUCCGAGCUCGACAAGACUGGCUGGCCCGUCGAGCGGAUGCCUUCCGAGCUGCUGGAGGAGAUCGAGCGGGCGCACACGGUGUUGCUGGACCGCUGGCGGAUCACCAUCACGCGCACCCAUCAUCGUGACGCCGACGAGAAGGAAAUCGACAGCCUCGACCUCGCCGAAGAGCUCCCGGGCGAGAGCCUCCAGAAGGUCUACAUCGCCAACAACUACUUCAGCGUCGGCAUCGACGCCAAGGUGGCGCUUGAGUUUCACUUGGCUCGCGAGAGUCGCCCGGAGCGGUUCACCAGCCGCGGAGUCAACAAACUCAAGUAUUUCGAGCUGGGCGCGGCGGCGCUGUUCGACGGGUGCGCGGGCCUGAGCAAGAACCUCACGCUCGAGGUGGACGGGUGCGAGAUUGCGAUCCCGCGCUCGGUGGAGGGCGUCAUCGUGACCAACCUCCCCAGCUGGGCCGGCGGCACCAACCUAUGGGACCCGCCCGAGGAGGGCUCGAAGCCAAUCUCGCACAGCGAUCGCAUGAUCGAGGUGGUGGGCCUCAAGGGCGCAGCGCACUUGGGCAUGAUCAAGGCCAAGCAGACCCUUCUCAGCGGCGGACCCAUCCAACUCGCCCAAGGCCGAGAGGUGAGCCUCACGUUGAAGGAGCAGGCGGUGCCGGUGCAGGUGGACGGAGAGCCGUGGCUGCAGCAGCCGUGCACGAUCCGGAUCGUGCACCACAGCCAGGUGCCCAUGCUACGCCGCCGCGGCGAACCCGACUACCCCUCAGCCCCGACCGGUUCCACCUUCCUCCUCUGA
Molecule: messenger RNA, 2058 nt
Organism: Acanthamoeba castellanii str. Neff
Lineage: Eukaryota; Discosea; Longamoebia; Acanthamoebidae
Product: diacylglycerol kinase, putative
Exons: 14
Coding region: 1-2058 (685 amino acids)
Molecular function (GO): ATP-dependent diacylglycerol kinase activity
Source: RefSeq, a predicted model, not a curated record